CACCCUACUCAUACUGCAGAUUAUUAUAUAUGUUUAUAUAUUUAUUAUAACACAGAUCAGUUUUGCAACCAAAAUUUAAUUCAAAGAAAGGAGAACAAUGGGUCGAUCACAUUCAACAUCACCAACAAUGAGUCUUGGCCGGUCAGUGGCUCGAGUUCGUGUCAACUCACCGUCUCUCAGGCGAAAAUCAGCCUCUAAUUUUAUAGAAAACGAUCAGGAAGUCGAGUUCUUAGGUAAUAAAUCAGAGGCUACCAACUUUAUGAUCAACAUCGAGGCUUCCGGAACUGAUUACGACGGUGGCGAUGGCGGUGGCAAUAAAGUCAUGGUGGUGGUUGAGUCAACCCUGGAAGCUAAGGGAGCUCUUGACUGGGCAUUAUCUCACACUAUUCAAGCCGAGGACACCAUUGUUCUUCUGCAUGUCGCCAAACCCAGAAAAAGAGAGUCGUCUAAAAGGAAGCGAAAUCCAAGAGUUGAUGUACUGCUUCACUCAAUGAAAAAUAUGUGUCAAAUGAAAAAGCCAGGAGUCCAAGUUGAGGUGGCCAAGGUUGAAGGAAAGGGGAAAGGUGCAAUAAUAGUGGAGGCAGCCAAAGGACAUCAAGUGUCGCUUUUGGUGUUGGGACAGAGGAAGAAAUCAAUAAUCUGGCAGUUAAUGAGGAGGUUGGUGGCAAAGAGAGGUGGCGCUAACGGCGGUGGGGUUGUGGAUUACUGUAUUCAAAAUGCUUCGUGCAUGACAAUCGCCGUGAGGAGGAAGAGCAACCAGCUUGGUGGCUACUUGAUUACCACAAAGCGUCACAAAAAUUUUUGGCUUUUGGCUUGACAAUAUAUUUAACCGUUGUAUAUUAACCUUUAAUUAUUUUGGUGUCAUGAGUUAACUAUAUAUUAAUUCAAUUGGAUAAUGAUUAAAAUA
Gossypium raimondii (Peruvian cotton) is the source of this 907-nucleotide messenger RNA. RefSeq lists its product as hypothetical. The transcript is spliced from 3 exons. Bases 98 to 817 code for a protein of 239 amino acids. The record is from RefSeq and is a predicted model, not a curated record. Lineage: Eukaryota; Viridiplantae; Streptophyta; Magnoliopsida; Malvales; Malvaceae.